AUGGAGGCAUAGGCAGAAUUCAUUAUUAAUGAACUAAGAUAAGUAAUUGUUAUCAAAUAAAUUGAUUUAUUAGAAACUUGUAAAUAGCUAUAAAUAUAAGAUAAUUAAUUUCUGACUUUUAAAGAAUUGCAACUUUUAUUAAAUGAAAUCGAUCUUAAACUAAACAGAUAACAAAUAGAAUUCGUUUUUAAUAUGAUUGAUGACUAAUUAAAUCAAUUUCUUAGAGUUUUAAAGUUGUCUCUAAUUACACAGAGUUAGAUUAAAUUUACAAGAAAUUAAAACUGA
Messenger RNA from Paramecium tetraurelia, 285 nucleotides. RefSeq lists its product as uncharacterized. Lineage: Eukaryota; Ciliophora; Oligohymenophorea; Peniculida; Parameciidae. The transcript has a single exon. The record is from RefSeq and is a predicted model, not a curated record.